AUCGAUAUUGUCCCAGCCCAGCUCAGCUCCUCCUAACUUUUAGUAAACAUAAUUAAAGAAACUAAAUAAAAAUAAAAUAAAGAUGAGCGGAGCGCACAGAGAGGCGAUCCAGAAGCAAAUCCAUCAGGACUGGGCGAACAGGGAAUAUAUCGAAGUAAUAACUGCCAGCAUAAAGCGUAUUACCGAUUUUCUGAACUCUUUCGAUAUGUCCUGUCGCUCCCGUCUGGCGGUUCUAAAUGAAAAACUAACGAUCCUUGAGCGGCGCAUAGACUAUUUGGAGGCGUGUGUCGCCCAAGGAGAGACAUUAACAUAAACGCUGCCCCCAAUUUUACACUAAGCUUUGUACAUUUAUAAGAUAAUUAAAGUAUACUGAUAUAAUAUUUAA
Messenger RNA from Drosophila subpulchrella, 385 nucleotides. RefSeq names its product probable protein BRICK1-B (gene HSPC300). The record is from RefSeq and is a predicted model, not a curated record. Lineage: Eukaryota; Metazoa; Arthropoda; Insecta; Diptera; Drosophilidae. Gene Ontology annotation, molecular function: protein-containing complex binding. Gene Ontology annotation, cellular component: SCAR complex. Gene Ontology annotation, biological process: regulation of actin polymerization or depolymerization; cell motility; actin filament organization. The transcript is spliced from 2 exons. Bases 83 to 313 code for a protein of 76 amino acids.